UCUGUACAAGGUAUCGCAGAGCUCUGCAGUAACUCGGAGUAUGUAAAGACUUCUGCCAUGUCCAUCUGUGACAACUUGUAAGCGCGUACGGAAACACACACAGGAGUAAUGGAAGGAGCGGGUGGGGCUAGUUCCUCAUAUCGGUGCAGGAGUGUUUUGCCUUCUGUUUAUGGAGCUCAUUCCAGCCGGACUGCAUCAGCGUCAACCGCAUACUCGAUAGUAAAUAGGUCAAAGCCUCUAAGCUCCGAUCAUUCCGUAAAUCAAUGUCCACCUCGGGCAGGCUCUAAAGCCUCUGCCAACACGUCUAUCGGUUACCGUGGUCUUUUUGGAAAUAGUUUUUAUAGUUACAAAAUGCCCUACGGUGUUGGAGUCGAACAAAACUUAAUGAAACAAACAGUACAUGUGCCUAUUGGCGACUAUUCAAUGGAUAAGUACACAGACUUUAACGAAAUACCACUAAGGACUAAGGAAUUUACAUGGUAUCCAGGCUACCCAGGUUCAUACCCGAGAAUUCCAGGGUACAUUGAGGUACCAGUGGUACCAGUACAAACUGCUCCCAGUGAUCCGAAGCCUGAGGCGCGAACACUAAUGGAGGGUUACCAUCCUUGGACGCAGCCCAAGUGCUGGAGCAGUCCAUUGUAUUGUGCAAGAGAACAAACGCAGACAUCCCAUCAUAUCUGGAAGUCAUCACUUGCAAGGGAGAUUACGUUCAACCAACCAGACGCCAAUGUUUACCGACUUGGGAGGAAGAAAAGGGUGCCGUAUACAAAACUGCAGCUUCGAGAACUUGAACGCGAAUAUGCUAUUAGCAAGUUCAUUACCCAAGACAAGAGGCGAAGGAUUUCAACAUCAACCGACCUCUCAGAAAGACAAGUCACAAUUUGGUUUCAAAAUCGAAGGGUGAAGGAGAAGAAAAUGGAUUCAAAGCUUAAAGACUUUGUAGUUGAAUAUCACCGAGUAAAAUAGUUAGAAAAGAACACACAAACACUUACCGGGUUAUUUCCAUGUUUCAAAGAUUGCAAUCACUGUGCCUGUUGACUUUUCUAUUUGCGUGUUUUUUUUUUUUUUUUCUUCUGGUAAUUCGUUUCCAGCGUCUCCUACUCUUGCAUUUAAUUAAACAAUGUUUAGAAACCAUGUAAUUGCACAAUUAUGUACAUACAAAAUUCAUGCCUAUUCAUUCAUUGCAUCAAUGUUCAAUAUCAUCACAACUUAUUUGUUUCUCUCUGGCAUUUCGUGUCUUUGAUAAAAGUACGGCCUAUAUCUUUAGCUGAUUUCUCCGCCUGAAGCAUUUUUCUGUGUGUACCGUGCUGUUCGUAUUAUAUACCUGUGGUAUAUAUUGCACAUGCUGCAUUGUGGUCUAUAGGAAAACUGACAAAGCCUCUAAAUUGGUCAAAUACAUUUAAAUUAGCACAUGUUGAUUACCGCGAACCUAACGAGUCGGCGCUUUAAUGUAUACAAGGACAAACUUUAGUCCUUGCUUCAUAUUACCAACCUGAUACCCGUAAAAAAACACGUAUCAAACUGUUGUAUCAUAGACAUUUUAACUGAGAGAAUAUCAUUCUCACAAAUAUAUAAUCCUCUUUGAAUGGGUGAUAAUGUUAACAUGUUAUGAAAAUGGGAUUGUUUGUGUGAAGUGUAUGUUUGCGCUUCAGUGAAGCACUUAAUUUGCAUUGUUCAAUCUUAUUGCUUUAACCUCAAUAAAACAAUAUGCC
This is a messenger RNA of Polyodon spathula (Mississippi paddlefish), 1712 nucleotides long. Its product is annotated as homeobox protein Hox-D13-like. The record is from RefSeq and is a predicted model, not a curated record. The coding region runs from base 109 to 966 and encodes 285 amino acids. The transcript has 2 exons. Lineage: Eukaryota; Metazoa; Chordata; Actinopteri; Acipenseriformes; Polyodontidae. Gene Ontology annotation, biological process: regulation of transcription by RNA polymerase II. Gene Ontology annotation, molecular function: DNA-binding transcription factor activity, RNA polymerase II-specific; RNA polymerase II cis-regulatory region sequence-specific DNA binding.